Molecule: messenger RNA, 1884 nt
Organism: Homarus americanus (American lobster)
Lineage: Eukaryota; Metazoa; Arthropoda; Malacostraca; Decapoda; Nephropidae
Product: neurogenic locus notch homolog protein 1-like
Exons: 1
Coding region: 1-1884 (627 amino acids)
Source: RefSeq, a predicted model, not a curated record
AUGACAAUUGUAGGAAACGCUGUCAACAAGGCCCGCUGUUCUGCCUCUGUCAACAAGGCCCGCUGCUCUGCCUCUGUCUACAAGGUCCGCUGCUCUGCCACUGUCAACAAGGCCCGCUGCUCUGACACUGUCAACAAGGUCCGCUGCUCUGCCACUGUCAACAAGGCCCGCUGCUCUGCCUCUGUCAACAAGGCCCGCUGCUCUGCCACUGUCAACAAGGCCCGCUGCUCUGACACUGUCAAGGCCCUCUGCUCUGCCUGUCAAAGGCCCGCUGCUCUGCCACUGUCAACAAGGCCCGCUGUUCUGCCUCUGUCAACAAGGCCCGCUGUUCUGCCACUGUCAACAAGGCCCGCUGUUUGCCACUGUCAACGGCCCGCUGCUUUGCCUCUCUACAAGGCCUGCUGCUCUGACACUGUCAACAAGGCCUCUGCUCUGCCUGUCAACAAGGCCCGCUGCUCUGCCACUGUCAACAAGGCCCGCUGCUUUGCCUCUGUCUACAAGGCCUGCUGCUCUGACGUCAACAAGGCCUUCUGCUCUGCCUGUCAACAAGGCCCGCUGCUCUGCCACUGUCAACAGGGCCCGCUGUCUUCCUCUGUCAACGCGCUGCUGCUCUGCUGCGUCAACGAGGCCCGUUGCUCUGCCGCUGCUCUGCCUCUAUCAACAAGGCCCUUUGCUCUGCCUCUGUCAACAAGGCCCGCUGCUUUGCCUCUGUCUACAAGGCUUGCUUCUAACACUGUCAACAAGGCCCGCUCUGCCUCUGUCAACAAGGCCUCUUGCUCUGCCUGUCAACAAGGCCCGCUGCUCUGCCACUGUCAACAAGGCCCGCUGCUUUGCCUCUGUCUACAAGGCUUGCUCUCAACACUGUCAACAAGGUCCGCUGCUCUGCCACUGUCAACAAGGCCCGCUGCUCUGCCCUGUCAACAAGGCCCGCUGCUCUGCCUCUGUCAACAAGGCCCGAUGCUCUGCCUCUGUCAACAAGGCCUGCUCUGCCACUGUCAACAAGCCCCUCUGCUCGCCUCUGUCAACAAGGCCCGCUGCUCUGCCUCUGUCAACAAGGUCCGCUGCUCUGCCACUGUCAACAAGGCCCGCUGCUCGGCCUCUGUCAACAAGGCCCGCUGCUCUGCCUCUGUCAACAAGGCCCGCUGCUCUGCCUCUGUCAACAAGGCCCGCUGCUCUGACUCUGUCAAGGCCCGCUGCUCUGCCUCUGUCAACGGCCUGCUGCUCUGCCUCUGUCAACAAGGCCCGCUGCUCUGCCUCUGUCAACAAGGCCUGCUGUUCUGCCUCUGUCAACGAGGCCCGCUGUUCUGCCUCUGUCAACAAGGCCCGCUGUUCUGCCUCUGUCAAGCAGGCCCGCUGUUCUGCCUCUGUCAACAAGGCCCGCUGCUCUGCCUCUGUCAACAAGGCCCGCUGCUCUGCCUCUGUCAACAAGGCCCGCUGCUCUGCCUCUGUCAACAAGGCCCGCUGCUCUGCUCUGUCAACAAGGCCCGCUGCUCUGCCUCUGUCAACAAGGUCCGCUGCUCUGCCACUGUCAACAAGGCCCGCUGCUCUGCCUCUGUCAACAAGGCCCGCUGUUUGCCUCUGUCAACAAGGCCCGCUGCUGCUCUGCCUCUGUCAACAAGGCCCGCUGCUCUGCCUCUGUCAACAAGGCCCGCUGUUUGCCUCUGUCAACAAGGCCCGCUGUUUGCCUCUGUCAACAAGGCCCGCUGCUCUGCCUCUGUCAAGGCCUGCUGCUCUGCCUCUGUCAACAAGGCCCGCUGCUCUGCCUCUGUCAACAAGGCACGCUGCUCUGCCUCUGUCAACAAGGCCCGCUGCUCUGCCUCUGUCAACAAGGCCCGCUGCUCUGCCUUACACCGAUUUAUGCCACCAACUCCUACAGCUACAUAA